Molecule: messenger RNA, 1603 nt
Organism: Aspergillus sclerotioniger CBS 115572
Lineage: Eukaryota; Fungi; Ascomycota; Eurotiomycetes; Eurotiales; Aspergillaceae
Product: NAD(P)-dependent alcohol dehydrogenase
Exons: 1
Coding region: 273-1427 (384 amino acids)
Biological process (GO): alcohol metabolic process
Molecular function (GO): zinc ion binding; alcohol dehydrogenase (NADP+) activity
Source: RefSeq, a predicted model, not a curated record
CUCCGGGUAAAUUAAUUAAUUGUACUAGUACCUAUGUACUAUCUAUCUAGGUAUAUAAUAUCAUUCAGCAACCCACGUGGUGUCGAUCCACUCCUCCUUCGGGCCCAUUUCCUUCCAUCGAUGAACCUCGGCAUUUCCUCUUUUCCUUAUAAUUCUCCCUUUGGCUUCUCCGCACUUCCUCUUCUUCCCCGCCAAUCUCCUCGACCUCCUCACUACACCUUUUUCUCCUUGUCUCUCUCUCCAUCAUCACUGCUAAUAUAGUGAACCCCAAAAUGCCCGACCAAUUCCACGGCUGGGUCUCCCACUCCCCCACCACGCCACUCACCUUCACCACCUUCACCCCGAAACCCUUCACGCCCACCGACAUCGAAGUGCAAAUCACCCACUGCGGCAUCUGCGGCACUGACCUCCACACCCUCCGUUCUGGCUGGGGGCCAACCGACUACCCUUGCGUCGUGGGCCACGAGAUCAUCGGCAUCGUGACCCGCAUCGGCUCGGCCGUCCCAACAACCCCCAGCACAGACACAACCUCCUCUCCCCUCCAACUUGGCGACCGAGUGGGCAUCGGCGCCCAAACCCUCUCUUGCCUCCAAGCCACCUGCAUCGCCUGCACCUCCGGACGCGAGAACUACUGUCCUCGCAUGAUCGCCACCUACAAUAGUCGCUACCUAGACCUAUCGGGCAACAACAAAUCCCGCACCGGACCGAAAACCUACGGUGGAUUCGCGCGUACCUGGCGCGGGCCUGCCUCCUUUGUAUUCAAGAUCCCGGAUGCGAUUCCCUCUGCGGCGGCGGCGCCGUUACUUUGCGCGGGUGUGACUGUCUUCUCCCCGCUACGGAAAUACGGUGCCGGGCCGGGGAAAACCGUUGCGGUGGUGGGGAUCGGUGGGCUCGGACAUCUGGGGAUCUUGUUUGCCAAGGCGUUGGGGUGUGAUCGGGUGAUCGGGAUUUCGCGGACGGGACGGAAGAAGCAGGAUGUGACGGAGAAGAUGGGGGCAGAUGAAUUCCUCGCGACGGAGGAGGAAAAGGGAUGGGAGAGGAGGUGGGCGAGGACGGUAGAUGUGAUGAUCUGUACGGUGGAUGGGGAUGAUAUGCCGUUGGGGAAGUAUUUGAGGCUGUUGAAGGUCGAGGGCACAUUCGUGUUGGUGGGAGCGCCGGAGACGCCAUUACCCCGGAUUAGGGCAUGGGAGUUGAUUGGCAAGGGAGUCACGGUGACGGGGUCCAAUGUGGGCUCGAGAGACGAUGUCAGGGAGAUGUUGCGGGUUGCGGCGGAGAAGGGCGUCGUGCCGUGGGUGGAGAGACGGCCGAUGGAGGAGGUCAAUGGGGCGUUGAGGGAUAUGGAGGCUGGAAGGGCGAGGUUUCGGUAUGUGUUGGAGAAUAAGAAGGAAGGGGAGAGGGAGAGGAAGAGGGGAGAGAGUCGGUUGUAGUGUAUAGAUCUGUGUAGUUGUAGAGAUGGCGGAGAUAGAACAUUGCAUGCACGUAGAAGACAGAGGUUAGCAGAAGAACCACCGCACGAUAAUACUACUAGACACAAGAUCCAUCUUCCAAACCUUUCUGAUUAGUAACUGUUAGGACAUGAAGCCGAAGAAAACGAGUGAUAUUG